Molecule: messenger RNA, 861 nt
Organism: Mesocricetus auratus (golden hamster)
Lineage: Eukaryota; Metazoa; Chordata; Mammalia; Rodentia; Cricetidae
Gene: Bloc1s3
Product: biogenesis of lysosomal organelles complex 1 subunit 3
Exons: 2
Coding region: 143-736 (197 amino acids)
Cellular component (GO): BLOC-1 complex
Source: RefSeq, a predicted model, not a curated record
GGUAAAAGAGAAAAAAAGCCACCGCUUCCCUAUUGGCCGGGCCACGGUCACAUGACCCCGUGCGGCGGCGGCGGCGGCGGCCUCACUUCCGCCGGGCGGCGGGUCCCGCGGGCUCGGAGUUCCGGAGAUCUGGCUGCGCCCCAUGGCGUCGUCCCAGGGUCGGCGGCGGAGAUCGGGGACGGUGGUACCCGGGGAAGCGGCGGAGACCGACUCGGAGCUGUCCGCGUCCUCGUCGGAGGAGGAGGAGCUGUACCUGGGUCCCUCGGGCCCGACGCGCGGCCGCCCCACGGGGCUCCGUGUGGCCGGGGAGGCGGCGGAGACCGACUCGGAGCCGGAGCCGGAGCCCACGGCGGCGCCAGGAGACCUGCCCCCUCUCGUGGUGCAGCGUGAGGCGGCGGCGGAGACGUGGGGCACCGAGGAGACCCCGGCCGUCGCGCCCGCGCGCUCGCUCCUGCAGCUCCGGCUGGCCGAGAGCCAGACGCGCCUGGACCACGACGCGGCGGCCGCGGUGAGCAGCGUGUACCGCCGUGCGGGCCGGGAUGUGGCCGCCCUGGCCGGGAGGCUGGCAGCUGCUCAAGCCACGGGCUUAGCGGCCGCGCACAGCGUGCGCAUGGCUCGCGGGGACCUCUGUGCCCUCGCCGAGCGCCUGGACAUCGUGGCUGGCUGUCGCCUGCUGCCGGACAUACGAGGGCUGCCGGGCAUGGAGUCUGAGCAGGACCCAGGACCCAGAGCCUAGGCUGCCACCCUGUGUCCCCCGUCCUGUCCCUUCCCCCUCCCACCCGACUCCCCUUUGAUCUCGGAUCUCCGCGGGCCCCCAAUGUGUGGUAGCCUUUGAUUUAUUCCGACACCCUGGCAUCUUCA